Messenger RNA from Amphibalanus amphitrite, 929 nucleotides. RefSeq names its product glycine-rich protein DOT1-like. The transcript has 4 exons. The record is from RefSeq and is a predicted model, not a curated record. The coding region runs from base 190 to 645 and encodes 151 amino acids. NCBI's taxonomy places the organism in Eukaryota, Metazoa, Arthropoda, Thecostraca, Balanomorpha, Balanidae.
CGGAGCGCGCGGGGGCCCCCUGGACGCGCGGCUGGCGCCGGCGGCGUGGCGGUCUGGCCGAGCUGACGGCGGCUCCGGUCGGUCGGCUGCCGAGCCCGGCUCGGGCGGCGCGGCCGCGGACGGGCGACGGUGAUCUGUCGCGACGGCUCGUCUCCGGUAUAGCCUGGCGCGACGUCUAUACCUGGACUAAUGCAGUUUGUCGUCCUUGCGGUGUGUGUGACCCUGGCCGCUGCCGGAGGAGGCUAUGGGGGCGCUCAGAGCCACGCCAACGUCGAAAUCUACAACGCGUGGGGAGGUGCUAAAUAUGGUGUGAAAAAUCAGCACGCAGUGAAGGUAGGCGGGCACGGCGGUGGAAAGGGUUACGGCGGAGGAUACAGCAAAUUUGCCGGCGGAAACGCACAGAUCUACGCCGAAGGACACGGCUCUGGUGGAUCCGGAUACGGCGGUGGAUACGGUGGAUACGGCGGUGGACACGGUGGAUACGGCGGUGGACACGGCGGAUACGGCGGCGGAUAUUCCUACAAGUACAGCGCCGAUGUCGGACACGGUGGAUCCGGCGGAUCCGGCCAUGGGGGCGGACACGGUGGAUCCGGCUAUGGAGGCGGACAUGGCGGAUCCGGUCACGGAUCUGGAUACGGGCACUAAGGUGUUUCCCGUCGCUAUAUGAGCUCGUGUUUGCAUGUUGCGGUAGUGGUUGUCCGUUGUCCUGUGUUUGAGCUGAGCGUCUAUAAAUGUUUGUAGGACAUAAUACACUACGAGUGGAACGCCGAAAUUUGGCUGCCUUCCCCGGGACCGGCGAUAUAACGAUUUUGUGAUGCGUCAAACGAAGAUGAAUAAAAUACCUACAUCGAAAGCGGUCUAUAUUUAUAGAGCUUGGAAAUGGUUUAAGAGUUGGGAAGGCAUAUACAAUAUACAUAUAAAAGAAACAG